UUUCCGUUUGCAUCAUUAAAUGCUUUUUGUAGAAUGCUCUGCAUAUAUCCAUGCACAUUUCUAUUUUGAUGCUCGUGUUCGUUUAGAGGGAAGCAGUGCAUUGGGUUUCUGUCGUAAAUUUGACGAGUUUGGAAAUAUCCUACCGAUUACAUGUCAAGUUCUAGCUUGCCCCUGAAUUGUUCGAUUUCGAAAUCCUUUUGCUUUUUUAUCUAGAUACCCCUACCUAAUCACGAUGCUGCGAUUGCAGAAAAUUCGAGCCUCUCUUUACCCCUUGAUAAACAGCUACUAGCUGAACUCGGGCAUACACCGCCCAGCUUUUUUUUUUUUAAUAUUAUUUGUAUUUUUCGGGUCACUGUGUCCUGCGUGCGUAUGAGGGAUAAUAGGUAAUUGCUGUUGACCUAAUAUGUAAUGCAUCAGCUUCUAAGUUGCCAACCGUAAUGAUAAUCUAAGGAAGCAAUACGGGUAGGACCUAUAAAUACGUAGGAUUGCCUUUAUUAUUUUAGCUGUAGAAGCUUUACAUGUCGUCACAUAAUGAACCUGUUUUCAAACAGCGUGAUGUGUUGAGCAGUCUAAGUUGUGCGGCGAUGCAUAAGGAGACUGAGCGAUAUAGAUGCUAGCAGCUUAAUUGGGCUUUAAAAGUUCUAAAGCAUGAGCGUCAGGGUUUUGAAUUUAUAAAUCGAAGAUGUUUUUGGGAUCUUCUAGUGUGCAAGUGAAGUUAGUCCACAUGCAGUGAAGUAUCAUUUAUAUGACGUUGUAGACCUGGUGCAGUAGUGCAUGGCAAAAAAUGGAUUUCAAGCUUAAAGGAAUAACAUGGGUGGGGGAUUUUUACCAGAAGUUUGAAGAAGUGUGCCAAGAGGUGGAUGAUAUUUUUGGGCAGGAUGCUGUUAAAUAUCUUGGGAAUCAGGUUCAGAAUGUUGGAGAUGGCGUAAAAAGGUUCUGUUCUGAUGUUGUUCAGGAUGUGCUUCCUCCACCUCCCUUGGUCAAUCCUGUGAAACAUGGAUAUCGUUCACUGGCUUUGAACAAUAAUGUUGACUCUUCAUUAGAGUCAGUUGCAGCUGGUACAGUAAAUAAAGAAAGGGCCGAGGAAAACCCUGUCAAUAAUAUCAUCGAGUCAUUCCAUGAUUCUGAUGCAAAUAAUCUUACCAAUAGUCAGCAUGGUCAAGCUUCCAUUGGACUUGACCUUGUAAAUCAAGUCAAUCAUGAAAUUUUGCCAAAUUCCUCUGAGGUGGAAGAUUCUUGCUCUACUCGAGAAGAGGUUAGUGACAAUUCCUUGAGGGAAACUGCCAGUGUCAUGAAAGAAAACUUGGACGUGGGCCUUGUACAGAAUGCUGUCAAAUCAAUCCCUGAGCUGUUGAAUGAGAUUUCUCUUAAUGAGAAAAAACCCCUUGAAUCCUCAGUCUUUAGUGACUCUUUAGAUAGCCUCGCUUCCUCUGAAGUGUUACUGUCUACCAUGCUAAGUGAAGGUUCCUGCUUGUCUGAAUCUGACAGUCUAUCUGCAAGAUCACAAGUGAGCUAUUGCUCUGAAAUUGAUUCUUGCAAGGAACAUUCAGUUGUUGCUGGCUGUACCUUAGAUAGUUCCAUGGUGCUUGUAUCCCGCACAGCGACCCCUAAUGUAGGUGUUGCUGGUCAGUUCUUGACAUCACAGGCUGGACCUUCCUGUGGCAGCAACAAGUCAAUGGAGUUACAUGAGGGAGAGACUUCUGCGUUCAAUGAAGUAAUGCCUUCAAAUAACUUAUUUGGAACUUCGAUUGGGCAUGGAGAGAUAUCUUCUGCUCAGGAGAGGGCUAUAAUAUCAGUGUCAGAGAGUGAUGAACGUCUAGCCAGUUCUAUUGAUUCCAGCAUGGAAGAUAUUCAAUUACGUGAUGAUGUAAAGCUUGGUGAAAGUUGCUUUUUUGUGGAUGAUAUGGAACUGCAUGCUGCUUCCUCCAGGGCCCAAAGGCUUAGAUCAUACAAGAAAAGGAUCAAGGAUGCGUUUGGUCGGAAGAAGCGAUUAGAAAAGGAGUAUGAACAGCUAGCAAUAUGGUACGGAGACAGUGACGUGGAAUUUAGUAAAGGAACAUCACAAACAUAUCUGGACUCCAAGAACCUGCAGGUGCAGAACUUGUGUGAAAUUGAGUGGGAAAUUCUCUUUCUGUAAAUGCUUGAGCUUUUGCUUCUGCCAUCUGUAAACGGUGAAGUGGGUGAAAUCACGCUGGUUCCAUGCAGACCACAAUAAUUAUCUCUUCGGAUGAGUUGCUUUUUGCCCCAAUUAAAGCCGGUCCUUUCGGGAGUAAACUCGAGUUUAGCAUCCAAAUGUUUGUUAAUUCUACCUCCGGGUUUGUUUCUUACAAUUAGGCUCAGAGGUAGUUGUAUUUUGCCAUGUAAAAAAGAUUUUUUUUUUUUUUUUUGAGGUAUACAGAAACCUAAAUAAGAGUAUCGUCCCCAUCUAAUGAGGUUUUAAGCUGGGGAUAUUUGAAAGUGCGUCUGGCUCAGUAAUCGUUAUAUUCUGUUCAAACCCAAAGUUCUAAUGCAAGAUUUGUGUUCUUUGAGGAGCGA
Messenger RNA from Prosopis cineraria, 2535 nucleotides. RefSeq lists its product as uncharacterized. The record is from RefSeq and is a predicted model, not a curated record. The coding region runs from base 785 to 2137 and encodes 450 amino acids. The transcript has 6 exons. Lineage: Eukaryota; Viridiplantae; Streptophyta; Magnoliopsida; Fabales; Fabaceae.